Messenger RNA from Pochonia chlamydosporia 170, 2334 nucleotides. RefSeq names its product alpha-1,2-mannosidase subfamily. The record is from RefSeq and is a predicted model, not a curated record. Gene Ontology annotation, biological process: carbohydrate metabolic process; protein deglycosylation; glycoprotein catabolic process. Gene Ontology annotation, molecular function: peptide-N4-(N-acetyl-beta-glucosaminyl)asparagine amidase activity; carbohydrate binding. Lineage: Eukaryota; Fungi; Ascomycota; Sordariomycetes; Hypocreales; Clavicipitaceae. The coding region runs from base 1 to 2334 and encodes 777 amino acids. Gene Ontology annotation, cellular component: nucleus; cytosol. The transcript has 4 exons.
AUGCCAAAACUCAGAGUCAAUCUACUAUCGGCUCUGCUACUCUGGCCUGUUGCGUCCCUCGCGACGCAAAAUGAUCCUCUAGCCUACGUCAAUCCUCUCAUCGGGACGAUAAACGGUGGUAAUGUAUUCGCUGGAGCAACUCUUCCUUAUGGCCUCGCCAAAGCCGUCGCAGAUGUAGAUGGAGCCAAUACUGGCGGUUUCGCUUUGGAUGGCUCCAACGUCACUUCGUUUUCUUCCGUUCAUGAUUCUGGGACGGGGGGCAAUCCAAGUCUAGGCAAUUUCCCAUUGUUCCCGCAGGUCUGCCCGUCCGAUGAGCUUAACAAUUGCAAGUUCCGGAUUGGGGAUCGGAAAGUUCAUUACAAGAUGAACUCGGUUGUUUCUGAGCCUGGACUCUUCGGUAUUGAGCUUGAGUCUGGCAUCCAUGCGAACAUGACAGUAUCAGAACAUGCUUCAUUGAUGAAGUUUACAUUUCCAAGCUCCGAAGACAAUCAUCCGUUAAUCUUGCUUGACCUUACAGAUCUAUGGCAAAGCCGGCAAAACGCCAGCAUUCACGUAGACGAAAAAUCUGGUCGCAUGGUUGGAAAUGGGACAUUCCUGCCUUCUUUUGGCGCCGGCUCAUACCAGCUUCACUUUUGUGUGGAUUUCUUUGGUGCGAAAGUACACGAUACGGGCGUAUGGGUCAAUAAUCGUGCUGGAACAGAACCGAAGGAAAUAUUUGUCACCCGCGGAUUCAACCUAUUUUAUAUCGAGGGUGGCGGCUUUGCGAGAUUCAGUCCCGGUCCUGACAAUACAGUGACAGCAAGAGUUGGUAUCAGCUUCAAAAGCUCAGAACAGGCAUGCAGCAGCGCUGAAAAGGAGAUUCCAAGUCCCCUUAAGGAUUUUGACAAGCUUGUCAAGUCUGCCAAGGAUGCAUGGCGAGAGAAACUAGAGCCGAUAUCCGUUAAAACUGGAGGGGCGGACAAGGAUUUGUUGUUCAGCUUUUGGAGUGGUAUUUACAGAAACAUGAUCUCACCGCAAAACUACACAAAUGAGAAUCCCUACUGGGAUACUGGCAAUCCUUACUUUGAUUCAUUCUAUUGCAUUUGGGAUAGCUUCCGAGCUCAACACCCGCUUUUGACUAUCAUCGACCCUCAUGCGCAGACGCAAAUGGUCCAGUCCUUGUUGGAUAUGUACAAACACGAAGGGUGGUUGCCUGACUGCCAUAUGUCAAUGUGCAAAGGAUGGACACAGGGAGGUUCUAAUGCCGAUGUUGUUCUUGUAGACGCCUACGUCAAGAAUCUCAGCAGCACGAUCGACUGGGAACUAGCACUGGAAGCUAUUGUUACCGAUGCUGAAAAAGAGCCUUUGGAGUGGUCUUAUCACGGACGUGGCGGCCUGCAGAGCUGGCGCAAGUACGAUUAUAUCCCGUAUCUGGACUUUGACCCUCUUGGAUUUGGGACCAAUUCGCGCAGCGUGUCAAGAACUCUUGAAUAUGCAUACGACGACUUUUGCUUGGCCACUCUCGCUGAGGGAUUGGGAAAACAUGAUUUGCAGAACAAGUACAUGCGCCGCAGUAUGAAUUGGCAAAAUUUGUGGAAGAAAGACCAGACUUCCAUCAUCAAAGGCAACGAUACUGGGUUCAGAGGCUUCUUUCAGCCCAAGUAUAUGAAUGGUACUUGGGGCUUUCAGGACCCAAUAGCUUGUUCGGCUCUUGCCAGCUUUUGCUCACUAACGUCAAAUCCGAGUGAGACGUUUGAAGCCAGUAUCUGGCAAUAUUUGUUCUAUGUACCUCACGCGACUUCCUCCCUCAUUUCGCUGCUGGGUGGUGACGAAGAAUUCAUAUCCCGCCUUGACUUUUUCCACAAGAGUGGAUUGGCAGACAUUUCCAACGAACCAGUCUUCCUGACCGUUUACCUCUACCACUAUGCCGGUCGUCCGGGGCUGUCUACCGAGCGGAUUCACCAGUACAUCCCUUCCUCGUUCAACAACACCCACGGCGGGCUUCCAGGUAAUGACGAUUCGGGAGCCAUGGGAGCAUUCUUCUUCUUCUCUGUCAUGGGCCUGUUUCCCGUAGCCGGGCAAAAUGUGUACCUCAUAAAUGCGCCAUUCUUUGAGGAAGUAAGUAUCAAGCACCCUGUAACAGGGAAGAAGGCAACCAUCCGUGCGGUCAACUUUGACCCUAAGUAUAAAAAUGUGUAUAUUCAAAAGGCGACGGUCAAUGGCAAGCCGUGGACGAAGUCGUGGAUCGGUCAUGAGUUCUUCACGGAGGGCUGGACACUGGAAGUGACGCUGGGCAGCAAAGAAUCGGACUGGGGCAAGAAACCGGCUGAUCGACCGCCAAGCUGGACAAUUUAG